Messenger RNA from Zerene cesonia (dogface butterfly), 1990 nucleotides. RefSeq names its product transcription factor MafK (gene maf-S). Lineage: Eukaryota; Metazoa; Arthropoda; Insecta; Lepidoptera; Pieridae. The record is from RefSeq and is a predicted model, not a curated record. The coding region runs from base 271 to 684 and encodes 137 amino acids. Gene Ontology annotation, biological process: regulation of transcription by RNA polymerase II. Gene Ontology annotation, molecular function: DNA-binding transcription factor activity, RNA polymerase II-specific; RNA polymerase II cis-regulatory region sequence-specific DNA binding. Gene Ontology annotation, cellular component: nucleus. The transcript is spliced from 4 exons.
UUAGAAGUCAUUUGUGUCAAUUUCCUGGAAUUUAUAAUUUGUAAAUAACAUGCUUACGAUUUUGAUAUAUACUACGUAAUUCCAUAAAACUAGAAUUAUAUCAAUACAACAUUAUAAAUAUUUGUUAAAUAUACACCCAGUGAUUCUUAUAAGUGAUAUUUUAUUACGUGUGUAAAGUGCACGAUUAAUUACAACAAGUUAACGCGGAAGAAAUUUGGGCAAUUAAUAUUAGUAACGGUUUUCCGUUACUUUCCCAGUGAAAAACUUAUUAUGCCUCAUGAUUUGAAAGGCCUGGCGGCAAGGAAGGCUCUCAUGGCUCCCUUAUCACCAACUCCAUGUGCCGAAAUCAGUGAUGAUGAGCUGGUCUCCAUAUCAGUGCGGGAUCUUAAUAGGCAGCUGAAGAUGAGGGGUUUGACAAGGGAUCAGAUUGUACGAAUGAAGCAAAGACGGCGUACGUUAAAGAACCGUGGGUACGCAGCGUCGUGUCGCAUCAAACGAAUAGAGCAGAAGGAUGAGUUGGAAACUGAGAAGAGCCAGGAAUGGCACGACAUGGAAGCGAUGCAGGAAGAGAACAACAGAAUUCGAGAUGAGAUUGAAGCCCUGAGGUCGAAAUAUGAUGCGUUGAAACGAUUCGCAACGAUGAAAAGCAUUCCAUUGCCAGCCGACCUUGAUAUUAUACCAUAGAGAAUAUAUAUAACUAGAGGAAUUAAAUAUAUAUAUUUACAUCUGUGUAUGUCGCUGCAAGAUUGUGAACACCAUUAUAUUGUAAUCUAACUCGCGGGAUUGCACACUGUCGAAAAAUCAUUGGAUUAUAAUGUAUAGAAAAAUAAUGCGACAAUUUGUAAAGGAUUUUUCGUUUGAUUGCAAUUACGGAUCACAAUAUUUCGACAGAUUACAAUAACAGAUCACAAUUUUUCGACGGAUUACAAUAACAGAUCACAAUACUUCGACAGAUUACAAUAACAGAUCACAAUACUUCGACAGAUUACAAUUACGGAUAACAUUUUUUCGACAAAUUACAAUUACGGAUUCUAAUUUUUCGACAGAUUACAAUUACGGAUAACAAUUUUUCGAUAGAUUUCAAUUACGGAUAAUUUUUUUUCGAUAUAUUACAAUUACGUGUUAUUUUUUUUUUAUAUUUUUUUUUAUUUCACUUCAACAAGAAUUGUGCAUGUAAGGAAACUUAAAAAAUAUAUUAAUAACACGAUAAAAAAGACUACAAUUUGUUGAGCGGCCUUAUAACUUAGAAGUGAUCUCUUCCAGGCAACCCGGGCAAAAGGUAGCAAGCGUAAUUAGAUUAUUGGCGGGUCGAGGGGUUUUUAUCCGUUCUUUAUCAGAUUACAAUCUCACGAAAAAAUCUAUUCCGCGUGAUUAUAAUCUAACAGUGCUUACAAUUUUACGGUGAUAUAUAUAUAAAUAUUAAUAUAGAAUAUGCUUGGUGCAAUGACAAGUCAACUUUAUUAAACAACAAACUUUAACCUAUCUCUGUGUCAAAUUUCAUACAGAUUGUAUUAGCCGUUUUUGCGUGAGUGUGUCAAACAUACAUACAAAUUUGUGUUUGUAUUAUUUGUAGGUUAUAAGCAUUCCAAUAUUUAUAAUUAUAUAAUUGUCUCAAGUGUGACCAAAUGCAAAAUAUUACGUAUAUUUUUACCGACUCCAAAAGAGAAGGGUGUCAUCAAUUCGGUUGCAUUUUUUUGUGUUUGUUACCUUAUAACUUUUUACUGGCUCAACCGAAUUUUAUGAUUCUUUUUUUUUAUUUGAAAGCUGAUGCCUCCCAAGUUGUACGAUUUAAAUUUGUCAUAGCUCUGACAAUUUGAAAGCGGUUAAGUUUUAUGUUAAAAAUAAUUAUGCAUUGUAUCAUAUUGAAUUUUAUUGCACCAAACAUUUUAUGUAGUAUCUUAAGAUAUAGAUUAAAUAUAUGAUAAAUGGUAGUGAAAUCUUUUUUGUAACUUUCCAGACAGUUUUUAUUAUUAUUAAAUUAUUGAUAAAU